UUUCCAUGGUCUGUCUCCUUGUUGCUUCAGGACUGGAGCCUUCAAGGCUGGCUGGAUAAAGACUCCAAAAGUGCGAAGUGACUAGAUGGGCGCCAAGGUGACGGACAGCUAGGGAACCGAGAGUGGUCCUGUGAAUAGGAAUGCCUGCCCAAAUCCGGAGACCAGAGAUAAUGGAUGAAGAUCAGUUAAUGAAAGAAGUCUUGGAUAAGUUUGUUAAUUGUCCUGAGCAAACAUACGAAGAAUUUCUGAGCACUUUUACUUACCUUUCAAAAGAGGAUAUUGUGGUGAAAGGGAGAUCACAUGGAAUCGAUUCAUCAGAAAAUAUAUUCACUGCUGAAAAAUUGACCCAUAAAAAUGAAUCCAAUGGUCAUCACUUUAGAAAUAUGCCCAUCCUUCCGCAUACUUCAUCCGAAUGCUCAGAAGAGGACCAGAUAUUGAUUGAUGAAGGCCAGCAAGUUGGCAGCUCCCUUCAAGGUGAUAUGACCCGGGCUGGAAAGGUGAAGGUAGACAACUUCUUAGACUUAGAAGAUGUGGACAUGGAGGAAGAGAGUAAGCCCCAGAUGAACAAGGAUUGGCUGCUACUUCCAGGUGAAGUGGAACAGGGUGUAAUGGCCAGUGUUCCUGCUUAUGUUCCUUCUGCGGACCUGCCUCCCUCUUCUGAAGUGAAGUCAAAGCCCACCGUGGGAAGAGCUUUGAAGCCAACGGAAGAGAUAUUUGGAGAUGAAGUGCAACCCUUCUUUCUCGACGAAGAAUUUGAUUAUGACAAUGUGACUCUCACUCCCAAGUUCACUGCUGUAGAGAUAGCGACCAUCCGAGAGCUGGCCAAGCAAAAGAGAAUGGAUACCAAUAGAGACUUUUGUGAAGCUCAUGAUUGAGUUAUAGAUGUCUUUGUGUUUAGUUUUAUUUUUUCCAUACUCAACCGACAUUAGAAUAAAGCAUACACCAGCUGA
Messenger RNA from Phodopus roborovskii (desert hamster), 950 nucleotides. It is a transcript of the gene Iftap, whose product is annotated as intraflagellar transport associated protein. The transcript has 7 exons. Gene Ontology annotation, cellular component: 9+0 non-motile cilium; cytosol. Bases 141 to 875 code for a protein of 244 amino acids. Gene Ontology annotation, molecular function: intraciliary transport particle A binding. Gene Ontology annotation, biological process: acrosome reaction; spermatogenesis. NCBI's taxonomy places the organism in Eukaryota, Metazoa, Chordata, Mammalia, Rodentia, Cricetidae. The record is from RefSeq and is a predicted model, not a curated record.